GUUGACGGCAGGUCGUUCCUCAGCUGUACUCGUGGUCGUCUCGAAGCUAUCUUUGCCCCCCAUACAUCCCUAACAUCCUAGCUCGCAUCCGGGUAACCCAACCCUAUCGGAACAUCAAAGCUAAAUGGUCUUGUGUCCCGUAUGCUCAAAGCCUGUUAGGGAAUCUGAUAUCAACGAGCAUCUCGACUCAGGCUGUACCUCUCAUUUGAUCAGCGACGAUGCUGCCCCUUCAGCCAACACAGCCAAAACAAAUACCUUCUUCGGCCGCCGAUCGACGCAAACAGCCCCUCCGCCGCUGAGGGCAGUAGAGGCUCCAUCUUCGACACUUCUAUCGAAUGGAGCAAAGACGCCAAAUGCGCCAAAGAGAGCAUUGGAAGCGGCCGACGAGCAGGCCAAGCAGGAUGCUUUCUCGCCCAAAUCCAAGCGUGCGAAGCUCCGAGCACUGCACGACUCUGCGCCUCUGGCCGAGCGCAUGCGACCACGAACACUAGAUGAAGUGAUGGGACAGGAGCUCGUCGGCCCGAACGGCGUCAUCCGGGGCUUGAUCGCAGAGAAUCGUGUGCCUUCGAUGAUCUUGUGGGGAGGCAGCGGAACGGGCAAGACAACCAUCGCGCGCCUUAUCGCCCAUACGGCAGGCGCACGCUUUGUUGAGAUCAAUUCGACGAGCAGCGGCGUCAAGGAGUGUAAGCAGAUCUUUGCAGAAGCGCAGAGCGAGAGGCUGCUCACGGGACGAAAGACGAUCGUCUUCUGCGAUGAGAUUCAUCGCUUCAACAAGGCGCAGCAGGACGUCUUCCUCGGACCCGUGGAAUCCGGCCAGAUUACGCUCAUAGGCGCGACGACGGAAAACCCGUCAUUCAAGGUCAUCAACGCCUUGCUAUCACGCUGCCGGACCUUUACGCUUGCUAAGCUCACAGAUGAAACAAUCGUCCAGAUCAUGAGUCGUGCCCUGGCUUCUGAAUGUGGCGACAACAUUGAACCUCCUCGCCUUCUGGACAAAGAAUUCCUCGAGUACCUUGCCGCUUUUGCUGAUGGUGAUGCUCGCACAGCGCUUAAUCUUCUCGAACUCGCGCUUGAUCUUUCUAAGCGGCCUCACAUGGAUACCACGACUCUAAAGAAGUCGCUGACGCAGACGCUGGUCUACGAUCGUGCAGGUGAUCAGCACUAUGACACAAUUUCAGCGUUCCACAAAUCGAUCCGUGGAUCUGAUCCAGAUGCGGCACUUUACUACCUCGCGCGCAUGUUACAAUCGGGGGAAGAUCCUUUGUACAUUGCACGUCGACUCAUUGUGGUUGCCAGCGAGGACGUGGGGCUCGCAGAUAGUAGUCUGCUGGGGCUCGCGACAGCGGCUUACACCGCGUGCGAAAAGAUUGGUAUGCCUGAGUGCGGCAUAAAUUUGGCACACGUGACAGUGGCAGCUGCGUUGAGUAAAAAGAGCACACGCGUGUAUCGCGGAUUUGGGGCCGCAAUGCAGGCUCUAAGUGAACCGGGCGUGGCAGGGCUCCCGGUUCCCGUGCAUUUGAGGAAUGCACCCACACGCCUCAUGAAAGAACUUGGGUACGGAAAGGAAUACAAAUAUAAUCCUGAUUAUGUGGACGGCCAGGUGAAACAGGACUACCUCCCUGAAAAACUGCUUGGAAGAAGGUUUUUGGAAGAUAGAGACCUGGGAACAAAAGUCGAUCCUGACCUAGAACCAAGACGGACUGAAAAAGUAGAGACACAAGUAAGCGGAGAAGAUGGAAGAGAAGACAAGCUCAAUGAAUGGGAGGAAGAGAAAGAUGAGUUGCCGUUUGCUAGAGAGGAAUAUGAGGAGAGCAUGGGUCUGCGGGACAAGAUUGAGGAGGACGAGGAUGACGCCGACGUGGUACAUUUCUCGGAACACGGUUGAUAUGUUCCAGCAGCUGGUGUGUUCACGAAAGACACAUUUAAAUGUCGAAAAUGUGGAUAACCAUUAAUGUGCGGAUGCAAAUAAUUUCUAAUAAGUCUUUGGCACCAUGCAGUACCAAGGAAUUAACAUGUGUAGAGUGCAAGUACAUGGCCUAUGCUAACUUGAGAUCGAAACAAAGCCAUAGCCUUUACAAAAUGGUAGCGUAGCU
This is a messenger RNA of Verruconis gallopava, 2093 nucleotides long. RefSeq lists its product as uncharacterized. The transcript has a single exon. The record is from RefSeq and is a predicted model, not a curated record. Gene Ontology annotation, biological process: regulation of DNA repair; DNA repair; DNA-templated DNA replication. Gene Ontology annotation, cellular component: nucleus. Gene Ontology annotation, molecular function: ATP binding; single-stranded DNA helicase activity; ATP hydrolysis activity. NCBI's taxonomy places the organism in Eukaryota, Fungi, Ascomycota, Dothideomycetes, Venturiales, Sympoventuriaceae. Bases 125 to 1885 code for a protein of 586 amino acids.